Helianthus annuus (common sunflower) is the source of this 2913-nucleotide messenger RNA. Its product is annotated as WD repeat-containing protein 44. The coding region runs from base 285 to 2669 and encodes 794 amino acids. The transcript is spliced from 7 exons. Gene Ontology annotation, molecular function: protein binding. NCBI's taxonomy places the organism in Eukaryota, Viridiplantae, Streptophyta, Magnoliopsida, Asterales, Asteraceae. The record is from RefSeq and is a predicted model, not a curated record.
UUUAUAUUUUUACAUCAUAAAUGAUAAUCCAAACACCACCAAACCGAACCCAAUCUCUCUCCACCCAAACCCUCCACCUUCCUCCGUCGUUCUCCGUCGCUCACGGCGGUUCUUUCACAACCUAGGGUUUCACUUCUUCACCAGAUCCGCAAUCUCACCGCCACAAAUCCUCUCAAUUCUCUCUCUCCUCCACCAGAUCCACCAACCGCCCCGAUUCCACCUCCGGAUCCGAUUCCGGCCGGGCAUUCUCAUCACUUCCACUCUCCGAUGAGAAUGCCCGAACUAUGACCACUCACGAAACCGAAGAUAAUAACAUUUUUCACGACUCAUACGAUCGGUUACUGUCCUCAACAUCGUGUUCUUCCUCUUCGUGUUCGGAAAACGGUGACGGAGACGAUGACGUCAUGCUGAUUGACUCGAAUUGUAGUAGUUUUGGACGAUUGUUACCUGUACCUAGGUUUCCAAUGGGCGUUUUGAACAGUUAUGAUGUCUGGAUCUCGCGGCCGGAGUCCGUAGAUGAACGCCGUGUGCGGUUGCUCCGGCAGAUGGGCCUGCUUCGUGGUUCCACUCGUACUGGACAUAAGUUAGAUGCUACGGAUUCGAAAUUCGGUAAGUUUGACUCACCGGAUGACUCCAGUACAAUUAGAUCGAAUUCGGCCGAUAUUACUCAACAGUGUAGUAUUACUUCUAAUUUUAAUAUGUGUCAUGAAAGUAGUUCUGUUAAUGAGAUCGUUGAGAAUGAUAAUUCUACGGUUUUGUCGAAUUUGGAUGUUAGUAGUAAUAGUAAUGAUGGAGAGGCAGUGUGUUUGAUUAAGGAUUUGGAUAAUGGGAAGGAGUUUGUGGUUGAUGAGGUUAGAGAGGACGGUAUGUGGCGGAAGCUUAAGGAAGUUGGGACAGGGAGGCGGUUAACGAUGGAAGAGUUCGAGAUGUGUGUUGGCCGUUCGCCGAUCGUUCAGGAGUUAAUGAGACGGCAGAAUGUGGAAGCUGGUGAUGAGGACCUACGAGAGAUGAAUAACGGUGGGAAUGAGUCGAAGUUGAAGAAGAAGGGCGGGUGGUUGAAGAAUAUUAAGAAUGUGGCGUGUUUAGCGAGUUCGGUUGCAGGGUAUAAGGAGAGACGGAGUAGUGACGAGAGAGAUACAUCGUCGGAAAAGGGUGGGAGGCGGUCCAGCUCUGCUACCGAUGAUAGUCAAGACGUUUCGUUUCAUAGUCCGGAGAGAGUGCGGGUGCGACAGUACGGGAAGUCGUGCAAAGAUCUAACGGGGUUGUAUAGAAGGCAGGAGAUACAGGCUCACAGUGGGUCGAUCUGGACUAUGAAGUUCAGUUUGGAUGGGAAGUAUCUCGCUACUGCCGGUGAGGAUUGUGUUAUUCAUGUCUGGCAAGUUGUGUUGUCGGAUAGAAAAGGCGAUCUUUUGUUUGAUAAACUAGAAGACGGGAAUUUGAAUGGGUUACUACUGUCGAAUGGGUCGCCAGAAAUAGGUUUGGCGUCACCGAAUUUGGAUCGUCAAGUUGAAAGAAAGAGAAGAGGAAGGUUAUCGAUGAGCAGAAAAUCGACUAGUCUGGACCAUAUUGUUGUGCCGGAAACUUUGUUUGGACUCUCGGAAAAACCGUUGUGUUCUUUUGAAGGACAUCUGGAUGAUGUGCUUGAUCUGUCAUGGUCCAAAUCUCAGCAUUUGCUUUCAUCGUCAAUGGACAAAACCGUGCGGUUGUGGCAGUUGUCUAGCAAGUCAUGUUUGAAGAUAUUUUCUCACAAUGACUAUGUAACUUGCAUCCAGUUCAAUCCGGUUGAUGAUAGAUAUUUCAUCAGUGGAUCACUUGAUGCGAAAGUUCGCUUAUGGAGCAUUCCUGAUCAUCAAGUGGUUGAUUGGAAUGAUAUGCAUGAAAUGGUCACUGCUGCUUGCUAUACACCAGAUGGUCAGGGUGCACUUGUUGGUUCAUACAAGGGGAGCUGCUAUUUAUAUGACACGACUGAAAAUAAGUUACAACAAAAAAGCGAGAUCAACCUUCAGAACAAAAACAAGAAAACCCGUCAUAAAAAGAUCACUGGUUUUCAGUUUGUUCCAGGUACAUCAGAAGUGCUUAUUACAUCUGCAGAUUCACGUGUUCGUGUUGUUGAUGGCCUUGAUUUAAUUCACAAGUUUAAAGGCUUUCACAACACAAACAGGCAAAUUUCAGCCUCGGUGGCAUCAAACGGGAAAUACGUAGUUUGUGCAAGUGAGGAUUCUCAAGUGUAUGUUUGGAAGCAUGAAGGUGAAUCCCGGGCUAGCAGAAACAAAAGCGUAACCGUUACUCAUUCCUACGAGUACUUCCACUGUCAAGAUGUAUCAGUAGCCAUCCCGUGGCCCGGAGAACCUAACAGGCUUAGUGGGGACCACUUUGAUGACGUGUCAGCGGUGAACCAUCCACCAACACCUGAAGAUCAAUUUAAUAGCGGCCCGUUUGACGGAAUCAUUUCUAGCGCCAGCAAUGGGUACUUUUUUGACCGCUUUUCCGCCACAUGGCCCGAGGAAAAACUGGUUUCGACCACAAAGAACCAAAGUAAACAUAAGAGUGUAGAUUUUUCAAACGGGUCCAGCCCGAGUAAGUUGGGCUGGGGUAUGGUUAUUGUUACAGCUGGGCUUCGUGGGGAAAUCAGAACAUUCCAGAAUUUUGGAUUGCCGGUUCGAUUAUAGAUGGACUGGGUCAAGCCCAAGCCCGAGCCCGAGCUCUGCAGGUUUGUUAUUUGGGAAAUUUGUAUAGAUGAUUUGUAAUAUUUUAGCAUAUAUGGUGCAAAAAGAAUUAGAGUUAGUCAAGAGAAAAACAAAAGAAAAAUGAAGAAAAUAGAGAAAAUGAACACAUGUAGAGUUAGUCAACCAGGAUGAGGAAAAAAGCAGAUUGAAAUUUAUUUUAAUAGUUAAUUGUCUAUUUUUACCAAUG